Arabidopsis lyrata subsp. lyrata is the source of this 2414-nucleotide messenger RNA. RefSeq lists its product as uncharacterized. The record is from RefSeq and is a predicted model, not a curated record. The transcript has 5 exons. NCBI's taxonomy places the organism in Eukaryota, Viridiplantae, Streptophyta, Magnoliopsida, Brassicales, Brassicaceae. Bases 348 to 2360 code for a protein of 670 amino acids. Gene Ontology annotation, molecular function: glycosyltransferase activity.
GGAUGAUUAAUUAUAAGGAAACAAAUUAAGAAGCUGAAGCUGAAGAAGCAGACUCUCUCUCUCUCUCUGCUUCAGCUUUUGUUCAGCUCUGAUCUCUGAAGAAGACGAAGACUACUGUAUACAAAAAUUGCUGCAAAUUCGCGUCAAUUUAGCUGCGUUUCGUACUUCGGAAGCUGAAACGUUGGAGCAUCGGCGGAUCCAAGUCGGUAAUUACUCAGCUUCUGGUUGUGGUGUUAAUGUGAGCUGCUCAAUUUUGUGUUCGUGGAUUGAAGCGGUUGAAUUUUACUAGUUCCGAUUGCUUUUGUGUUUGAUAUGAUGCUUAUAGUGAGAUUAUAGUCAUUGAAAUCAUGGAGGAGAUUCGGUUAUCGCCGCUGAGACAGACAAGUGUUAAGUCUUCACUGUCAGGGAGGUCUACUCCAAGGGGUACACCUAGAUUGCAUUCUGGUAGGACUCCUCGUAGAGGUCAUGUUGGAGGAGGAGCAUUUCAGUUGUUUCGUAGUAGCCGGUUGGUUUAUUGGCUGCUUUUGAUUACUCUUUGGACGUAUCUUGGAUUUUAUGUUCAGUCUAGGUGGGCACAUGAUAAUGAAAGUAAAGUUGAGUUUUUACGGUUUGGAGGCAGACCGAGAACGGAUGUUUUAUAUGUGGAGAAGAUCAAAGGAAUGGAUGCUGUUGCUAAUGAGAAUUCUGAGGCUUUGGUAAAUAUUACUGGUAAAGAUGAUGCUGGUCUGAGUAAGAGGACGGAUGUUAGUCUAAUCAAGAAAGAUGAUGGGGCUUCUCGACGGAGCUUGAGUUCCAAGCAGAAGACUAGAAAAACUGUCCGGAGUUCACGUAGUAAGGUACGUGGUAAGCAGAAGGUGAUUAAAGAGGUACUUGAGACUAAGGAUUUGGAUGCUGAGCAAGAUCCACAACUUCCAUUGACAAAUGCUACUUAUGGUAAGCUUCUUGGUCCUUUUGGAUCACUAGAGGAUAAAGUUCUUGAAUGGAGCCCACAUAGACGAUCUGGGACUUGUGACCGGAAAUCAGAUUUUAAACGCCUUGUUUGGUCGAGGAGAUUCGUCCUGCUUUUCCAUGAGCUAUCAAUGACAGGCGCUCCAAUUUCAAUGAUGGAGCUGGCUUCAGAGCUUUUGAGCUGUGGUGCAACAGUCUCUGCAGUAGUUCUCAGCAGGAGAGGUGGAUUGAUGCAAGAGCUCACUAGGAGAAGGAUCAAAGUUGUUGAAGACAAAGGAGAACUCAGCUUCAAGACUUCCAUGAAAGCAGAUUUGGUCAUCGCAGGAUCAGCAGUGUGUACCUCAUGGAUAGAUCAAUACAUGAAUCAUCAUCCAGCUGGUGGAAGUCAAAUCGCUUGGUGGAUAAUGGAGAAUCGACGAGAAUACUUUGAUCGAGCGAAACCAGUUCUUGACCAUGUGAAAAUGCUGAUUUUCUUAUCUGAAUCACAGAGCAGACAAUGGUUAACAUGGUGCGAGGAGGAGCAUAUAAAGCUUAGAUCACAACCAGUGAUUGUUCCACUAUCUGUUAAUGAUGAGUUAGCUUUUGUAGCUGGGAUUCCUUCUUCACUCAACACACCAACACUUUCACCAGAGAAAAUGAGGGAAAAGAGACAAAUAUUACGCGAAUCAGUGAGAAUGGAGUUAGGAUUAACAGAUGCAGAUAUGCUUGUGAUGUCUCUUAGCAGCAUAAACCCAACAAAGGGGCAACUUCUUCUCCUUGAAUCUAUCGCCUUGGCUCUUUCUGAGAGAGGAAAAGAAUCUCAAAGAAAUCACAAGGGGAUCAUUAGGAAAGAAAAGGUUAGUCUCUCCAGCAAACAUCGUUUAAGAGGUUCAUCACGACAGAUGAAAAGUGUUUCUCUCACACUUGACAAUGCCGUGAGAAGCGAGAAGCAAGAACUUAAAGUUCUUUUAGGAUCAGUGGGUUCAAAGAGCAACAAAGUUGGAUAUGUUAAAGAGAUGUUAAGCUUCUUAUCAAAAAACGGAAACUUAUCUAAGUCAGUAAUGUGGACUCCCGCAACAACUCGUGUUGCUUCAUUAUACUCUGCAGCAGAUGUCUACGUUACAAACUCCCAGGGAGUUGGUGAAACAUUUGGUAGAGUGACAAUCGAAGCAAUGGCUUAUGGACUUGCAGUAGUGGGAACAGACGCAGGAGGAACCAAAGAGAUGGUUCAACACAACGUGACUGGUCUACUUCACUCAAUGGGACGAUCCGGUAACAAAGAAUUAGCUCAUAAUCUCUUGUAUCUACUUAGGAAUGCAGACGCGAGGCUACGAUUGGGAAGUGAAGGACGCAAAAUGGUUGAGAAAAUGUACAUGAAGCAACAUAUGUACAAGCGAUUCGUCGAUGUUCUAGUCAAAUGUAUGAGACCAUAAAAAACACUUUGAUUCUUAUCAAAUUUGAAUUUAUUUUCCUUUAAUCCUUUUUUA